Knipowitschia caucasica is the source of this 1005-nucleotide messenger RNA. NCBI's taxonomy places the organism in Eukaryota, Metazoa, Chordata, Actinopteri, Gobiiformes, Gobiidae. The record is from the annotation of a GenBank genome assembly.
AUGCCGGCGAAUGAAGAUGGGGCCACCCGCCGCGGAGGGCGACGUAAAAGGCUAAAGGGUGGCUGCAGAUUACGCGAGGGCACCGAGCGGACACCGAAAAGGGUGCAAAAAAGACCACACCCCCCAGGAGAGGGGGGGGGGGGGGGGACAAAAAGCCAGCCCACCGCAGAAAAGACUUGGGGGGGGGGGGUGGGACCCCGGACGAGCGAGAAUUCGGGCCCCGGAUAUAUACCGGGGUGUUGGCCAGGGGGGGGAGUGGCCAUAGGUAUCUAUAAUUUCUGGUGGGUACCGGCGGCAGCCGGGGGGGGGGCUCACACCAUCCCUAUAAUGUAUAUGGGGGGGGGUUUGAAGUGUGGGGGGGGGGGGGGGGGUGGGAAUUAUCAACAAUAUCAAACAAACCGACCUGACUCCACUGGGGGGGGGGGGGGGGGGGGGACCCGAGGGUGGCCAUGGGGGGGGGGGGGGGUGGGGGGGGGGGGGGGGGGGGGGGGGGGGCAGACACACGAAGUGGGCGGGAAAGGAAUCCCGGGCGGAUCCACGCAAACUGGGGGGGGGGGUGGGGGGGGGGGGGGGGGGGGGGGGGGGGGGGGGGGGGGGGGGUGGGGGGGGGGGGGGGGGGGGGGGGGGGGGGGGUUCACACACUCUAUAUAUACCGAGUACGGGGGGGCACACACUGUGGGACCACACACACCCCACCAUUGGGGGGGGGGAAGGAGUGGGGGGGGGGGGGGGAAUAGUGUAGGGGGGGGGGGGGGGGGGGGGGGAGUUGUAAAUUGGGGGGGUGGUAUAUUUAAGGUUAAUAAAAUUGGGGGGAUUUUUUAUGUGGGGGGGGGGGGGAAGGGGGGGGGGGGGGGGGGGGGGGGGGGGGGGGGGGGGGGGGGGGGGGGGGGGGGGGGGGGGGGGGGGGGGGGGGUGGGAGGGUUUUAUAAUAUACGCCGGGCCACAGGAGGCUGGGGGGGGGGGAGGGAGGGGGGGUGGGUGGGGGGGGGGGGGGGCGGAAAAUAG